Racocetra fulgida is the source of this 1448-nucleotide messenger RNA. Lineage: Eukaryota; Fungi; Glomeromycota; Glomeromycetes; Diversisporales; Gigasporaceae. The record is from the annotation of a GenBank genome assembly.
AUGUCGUCUUUAUCUUUUACAUCAUCAACUAACAAAUUAAGUCGUGAAGAUUAUCGCCGUCAAAAAGAUCUUGAGGCGGCAAGAAAAGCUGGUACUGCUCCUGCAGAACAAGAUGAAGAAGGAAAAGAUAUUAAUCCUCAUAUCCCUCAAUACAUCGCCAAAGCCCCAUGGUAUCUAGACACUGGUCGACCAACUUUAAAACAUCAGAGGAUUCUUGCUACUGAAGAAGAAGAAAAAAAAGAUAAUAAUCAAUGGUAUGCGCGUGGUCUUCGUGCUGGUCCGGCUGCAACAAAAUUCAGAAAAGGUGCUUGUGAAAAUUGUGGUGCUAUGACUCACAAAACAAAAGAAUGCAUGGAUCGUCCAAGGAAAACUGGUGCUAAAUGGACUGGUCAAGAUAUAAAACCUGAUGAAAUAAUUCAAGAAAUUGAUUUGGAUUAUGAUGCUAAAAGAGAUCGUUGGAAUGGUUAUGACCCUUCCGAACAUUCGAAAAUUUAUGAAGAAUAUGAAAAAAUUGAAGAUGCAAGACGUAAAAUGAAAGCUAAUGAACUUGAUAAACAAAGUACUACUGAACUUGUUAAAAAAACUGUUAAUACAAAAACAAGAACUACUAUCAGAAAUUUAAGAAUUCGUGAAGAUACUGCAAAAUACUUGAGAAAUUUAGAUAUAAAUUCUGCUUAUUAUGAUCCUAAAACUCGUUCUAUGCGUGAUAAUCCAAAUAAAGAUAUUGGUGCUGAUGAUACUUUUUACGCUGGUGAUAACUUUGUACGUUAUACUGGUGAUGCUCCAAAAAUGGCUAACCUUCAACUCUUUGCUUGGCAAGCUUAUGAGAAAGGUACUGAUGUUCACUUACAAGCAAAUCCUACUCAAGGUGAACUAUUACAUCGCGAAUAUCUUCAAAAAAAAGAAAAACUUAAAGACACUAGCAAAGAUUCGAUUUUGGCUAAAUAUGGUGGUGAAGAUCAUUUGAAUGCUCCACCAAAAGAAUUGUUAUUGGCUCAAACUGAGCAAUAUGUUGAAUAUUCAAGAACUGGAAGAAUAAUAAAAGGCCAAGAACGUGCCAAAGCCAAGUCAAAAUACGAAGAAGAUGCAGCAAAUGCUUCUAAUCUCUUGACUGCUUCAGAGAUUCAAAAUGAAGAAGAGUUUGCAAAUAAAAAAUCCCUCGUUGAAAUUCAUGUAGAAAAUAUGAAAAAAUCUAAAUCUAAAAACGUUGAUGACACGAAUAAGCAUCUAAAACGUAAGAAUCUUGGUGAAGGUGAUAUUCAAUUGGACACUAAAAAACUUAAAAAGGCGUUGGAAGAAGAAGAGAGACGAAACAAAAUAAAGAAAUCCGAUUUUAAUCUCGACGAUAGAAAACGACCUUACAACAGUGCUUAUAUGGGUGGUCACGAUAAAAUCGAUUCUGAAAUUACUGAAGAGGAAUUGGAAGCAUAUCGAUUGAAAAAACAAUC